Molecule: messenger RNA, 1242 nt
Organism: Symbiodinium natans
Lineage: Eukaryota; Dinophyceae; Suessiales; Symbiodiniaceae
Source: the annotation of a GenBank genome assembly
AUGGUGCUCGGGCCGAAAACUUUGUCGGCCUCCUUGGCCCGCACAUCAGCACAACUGCCCCUGCAGUUGAGCUUUCCGAUGCCGGGGAGUGGCUUGCCUCGAGUGCUGGAAGUACUUCUGGUGGACUUCGAAGAUGCUGCGGCGGCGGGAGUCGAGGUUUUGGAGGAGGGCCUGGCCGAGUGUGUCCCGUUCCUCGAGGUGGCUCCUUCUCUUUUCCCUUUGGCCACCGCCCUGGUCACAUUCGCCACCGCUUGGAUUUCCGGACUGGAAGGAGAGCGAGGGGCAGGGUACGUUACGGCGGAGGAGUUGAUCCCAGAUGUGGCUCCAAAGGCUCUCAGCAGGAAAGCCAAGCCAGAAGCAAAGAAAAAACCAACUGUAGCAGUGCUUGCGGCCCAGCAGCUCGAGAUUGCAGAGGCUCUGCAGGCCCUGACAACCCAGGUUCAGCAUCUCGCUCUGUCAGGUUCCAGAGAGGAGAGGACUCCUCAACAGGUCAAGGCACCGUCUCAUUCCCGCCUUGCGCCUCUGCAAGAGCGGCCCUCGCAGCGCCGGACUGUGGCAGACCUGUUGGGACCUCCUCCCAGGAACCGAGGGCAAAUAGAAACCGUGGUCGAUCUGGAGGAAGGUCAGGCUGUGCCCUUUUCUACUGGCGAAGAGUUCGCAGAAGGAGGUGGUGGCGGGGCUUUUGCAGCGGCCAUGAUGGCCCAAAGCCGUGCUCUGACUGCUCUUGUGGCCCAAAUUGCAAAUGCAUCGGAUCCUCUUUCAGAGCUCUCGCCCGGAGCGAGCUCGAGCCUCUCCACGAAGGGCUCAAACUCGCGCCUUCGUCUGCAGCAAGAGCUUGGGGCCAGGGGGGGGACGUUCUACAAGCGAGUACAAGAAGCAGCUCUGCGUCGUAUGGAGCCCACUGCAGACCUCUCAAUGAUAGGAGAAGUGGAGGGAGUGAAGGACACCCUUGCUCUCCUCAUGCUAAUGGUCGACCAGCUGGUCUUAGAUGCUGGGUCUCCAGAGCUCGGCUGGAUUCUUACGCCGUACUCUCAUCUGUCAGACCCAAAGUGGAUUGCAACAGCGUUGGCCUUUGUAAAGGAGAUGGAGACACUCGCAAAUCGCAGAGCGGAGAUUUCGAGAAAAGCGACACCUGCCUCGCCUGCGUCCACUCACGAAGGGCCUCCCGCGCCCUUGUCAAAGAAGCAACACCGAGCAAAGCUUUGGGCCGAGCGGAAAGCAGCUUCCCAGCCGAAGGGUUAG